AUGACUCAGUGCGCGCUAGUGACUGGAGCAGUGAGUCCGCUUGGGAGAGCAAUUGUUGAGCGGCUUGGCUUUCUUGGAUACAGAGUCGCAGCGGCUGACAGCAAAAGUCUACUGGAUGGUGUUGAGAAUCGAUUUCGAAAGCCAGGCCGAGAGGUGAUUCCCGUGGAAGUUGACCUAAAUCGACCCGAUCAUCGGCAGAAAUUAUUCGAAAAGGUCGCCUCAUCAAUCGGACAAAUUGACAGCCUAAUCGUUGUGCCGGGACAAAAUCAGUUUCAUGGUGCUGGGACGAUUGUCGAGACGUGCGCCGGAGCGCUUGAUAAAACUUUCACUCAAUUCGUCACCACACCUUUCCGGAUAGUGCAACAGGGAUUGCCGUAUUUGGCGAAAUCGAAAAACGGAAGCAUCGUGUUUUUCGGCUCAAUUGCGGGUUUCCAGCCGAUGCUCGACAUUGGAGUGUACAGUGUCGCCUCGUCAGCCGUCUUGGCGCUAACUAAAGCAGUUGCUGAGAGUGGAGCGCAAAGUGGUGUUCGUGUGAAUGCGGUGAUCUCGGGAAUGAUUGAUGGUGACGGAUCGUCGGCUGUUUGGGACUCGAAUCGACGAGAUCUCGGCGAGGAUGAGCAAAGAAAAGCUGAGGCGCACGAGUCGAUAUCGCAAAUGAUCCCGCUCGGGCGACCGGGAAAACCGAAAGACGUGGCAAACGCGGUCGAAUUUCUGAUAUCCCCGCGAGCCAAAAACUUUAUGUUGAUACGAAGAUUCUCGUCAACAGCGUGCCGAUUGUUGACUGAAAGGAAGGUGUGGGCGAAUCAACCGCAGAAAAUCCCCGAUCAGGAAUUUGCGACGAGAAGAGAGCGGCUCAUCGAGAAGAUUCGACGAGAUCAUCCACAGGCAAAAGAAAAAGAAGUGCUCAUCGUUUUGAAAGGCGCUCGCAAGUACUACACGGGACCUGAUGUAGCGGGCACGUAUCGACAGUGCUCGAAUUUUCGCUACUUAUCCGGGGUGACAAGUCCGGAUGCUUUUUACACUAUUCACGCUUCAAAGGAGAAUAAAAUCGACUCGUUGUUGUUUCUGCGAAAACGCACUGCUCACGAGGAGCUCUGGGAUGGCCCUUCGCUGAGCGAUGAUGAGCUGGGGAAAACGAGUGGAUGCGAAGAAAUUGUCUCCGUUGAACAAUUCCCGAAACGACUUGAGAAGAUGGUUAGUGGAGCUUUUCUUUGCUACGAUCUUGAGUCGGAUUGGUCGUCGGAUGUCAAGGCUCUGUUCACCGGUGGUGCUUCGAUGACACCAUUGCGAAGAGAAUUACACAAAUUAAGAGUCGUCAAAUCAUCGACUGAGCUCGCUUGCAUGAGUCAUGUGUGCACGCUGGGUGCACAAAUGAUGACGGCGAUGAUCGCUGAGUCGAGGGAAGUCACAAAUGAAAAUGAGAUCCGUGGACGUUUGGAGUUUGAGGCGCGCAAAAGAGGAGCUGAGAAUCUUGCCUACAUGCCGGUGAUCGCUGGCGGUGCUCGAGCGAACGUGAUUCACUAUAUGGAUAACAACGCGUCGUUGCACAAUGGAGAUACGGUACUCGUCGACGCUGGAUGUGAUGCGGAGGGAUACGUUUCUGAUAUUACACGGUGUUUCCCGGUCUCUGGUGAAUGGUCGGAUUCGCAACGCGUGCUUUAUGAGGCGCUCAAUUUAGUGCAAACGAAUCUAUUGGUUUAUGCGAAUUCAGUUGAACAAAUAUCUCUUUCGAAUCUUUUCCAAAAAAUGAUCGAGUUCUUGGCGGCGGCAAUGACCGAUGCUGGCGUUUUACCGGAUGGAUUGAGUGGUCAAGAGUUGGCAAAGGAAGCUCAACUCCUUUGCCCGCAUCAUGUUUCGCAUUAUCUCGGAAUGGAUGUACACGAUUGUGAAACGAUGGAGAAGCACAUUCCAGUGCAACCGGGAACCGUUUUCACAAUUGAGCCAGGUGUCUACGUGCAAGCGACGAACCGGGUUGUGCCGAAAGAGUUCCGCGGAAUCGGUUACCGAAUCGAGGACGACGUGGUGAAAACCGAGAGUGGAAUCUGUGUUCUCACCGAAUCCUGUCAACGCGACACCGCCAGCAUCGUGGCGUUGAUGGGGAAA
Molecule: messenger RNA, 2103 nt
Organism: Mesorhabditis belari
Lineage: Eukaryota; Metazoa; Nematoda; Chromadorea; Rhabditida; Rhabditidae
Source: the annotation of a GenBank genome assembly